GUAUUUUAAUUUCAGAACUCAUAUUUCGCGCCAUUAAAAGGCAGCCAUUUGGCUUUACUGCGAACCCCGCGACAGGAAGUAAGUGAUGAAGGUGCUACGCAGGCGCAAAUUGACCUUUCGGUUUAAGAACCCGUCGGUCACAUAUCCACGUAUUUAAAGCACCGCACACAACAUGGGUGACAUUGAAGACACACACUUUGAGACCGGGGACUCCGGCGCCUCCGCGACCUUCCCCAUGCAAUGUUCGGCCCUCCGCAAGAACGGUUUCGUUAUGCUGAAGGGACGUCCAUGCAAAAUCGUUGAAAUGUCCACAUCGAAGACAGGCAAACAUGGACAUGCUAAAGUCCAUCUUGUGGGAAUUGAUAUAUUUAAUGGAAAGAAAUAUGAAGAUAUAUGUCCAUCAACCCACAACAUGGACGUGCCCCACGUGAAGCGCGAGGACUACCAAUUGACCGACAUAUCGGAUGACGGCUACCUCACCCUGAUGGCCGACAACGGAGACCUCCGCGAGGACCUAAAGAUACCCGAUGGAGACCUCGGCACCCAGCUGCGUUCCGACUUCGACAGCGGCAAAGAGUUGCUGUGCACCGUGCUGAAGUCCUGCGGCGAGGAAUGUGUGAUCGCAGUGAAGGCAAACACGGCUCUCGACAAAUAAACCAACUCAGCAUUUAUAGGGAUAUAACAAACAUAUAAUUUUUUUACAAUCAACAACUUACAUAAAUGUAAAACAUAAUAUUAUGUAUAAUUUAACGUAAAAUAUGAUCGUUCGACGCCGGUCCGUCGACGUCCGCUUCCGUCUCCGCGCACCACUCGGCCGGCGACAGUCGACGCCCAGGAGACCUUUGCUCAACCUAACCGCCAUGCGGGUCACAUUCACUUCGAGUCCAUCGACGUCGACCAGCAAUGUACGGGAGCUGGCGGGCGAGACGAGAGCGGACGGACGCGGAACUUCACGUUUGUUUUGUUUUGUUUGUUCUCUUUUCGCUUACUACGUCUCAUAGUUACGUUGCGAGUCGCCGAAAGUUUGCCGCGUGGACACCGUCGGGGAGAUGGACGCAAACUUGAAGUUAUCAUCGUAAUUUAACGCUAAUUUAAUCGAUACAUUAACAGGACCGAUAAAAAAAGUAUAAAAAAAUUUACAAAAAAAUAGAAAUAAAGAAAAAUUCUUGAAUGAUGUGUGUGAUUGAUCUGUCCUCUGUGUGAGCGCAGCGCGCCGGAGACCUUACGCGUAACACUCGUCAUCUGUUCAAAUUAUUUCGACUCGAUAACUUAUUUUCGUAUAGAGCUAUCUAUACUGCAUGAAUCACCUCCCAAAAUUCGCCGUCACGUAUCGAUACCGAUCGGUGACAAAGACUGACCACUGUCACUUGAAAAUACAAUAUCUUCAGUCAAGACUGAAAUGCAUUUUUAGAUAAAAUAGUUGAUUAUUCUUAUAUAAACUUAGCACUAGAUGAAUACGUGCUGAAGUCGGCCUUUCCUUGCUCUCUUUGAUUUGAACAUAUGAUCUAUGUUACCGAAUGGCUCGCUAUUACUCUAGGUAUAGUUCCGGCCGUCGUAUUGCAAGUGCCGCCUUCGGAGGCCACGUAGGGUACUAUGCACUUGUAUAUCCUUAAAAAUUAUCGAUUUUUAACAUCAAAUUGUCAAAGACGAUAUGAUAUACUAAAUAUUAUGUAAGAAUGUAAGGUAAGGCCCUAUAGAAAAGAUAUUUUUUUAUGCAUUCAAAAUUCAUACAUCGCAAAUUUUAGUUAAAAUUUUAGGCCGUUCGACUUGAACAAGUAACUUUUGUUUUGUUCUCAGUUUGAAAUGUACAUUAUUUUCAAAAUUGCAUAAUCGUUAUUGUUGGUGAUUUUUUUUUAUAAUUAGCAGCUUGUAAUCAAGUUUUUUAUUUAUAAAACCGAACUAAAGUAUUUGUAAGGACAUCUGCCGAUGUAAAAUAAAAUACUUUAGUAAUGA
Molecule: messenger RNA, 1953 nt
Organism: Nymphalis io (European peacock)
Lineage: Eukaryota; Metazoa; Arthropoda; Insecta; Lepidoptera; Nymphalidae
Gene: eEF5
Product: eukaryotic translation initiation factor 5A
Exons: 4
Coding region: 173-655 (160 amino acids)
Biological process (GO): positive regulation of translational termination; positive regulation of translational elongation
Molecular function (GO): translation elongation factor activity; ribosome binding; RNA binding
Source: RefSeq, a predicted model, not a curated record